Molecule: messenger RNA, 1277 nt
Organism: Cheilinus undulatus (humphead wrasse)
Lineage: Eukaryota; Metazoa; Chordata; Actinopteri; Labriformes; Labridae
Gene: lhx2b
Product: LIM homeobox 2b
Exons: 5
Coding region: 1-1254 (417 amino acids)
Biological process (GO): regulation of transcription by RNA polymerase II; neuron differentiation
Cellular component (GO): nucleus
Molecular function (GO): DNA-binding transcription factor activity, RNA polymerase II-specific; RNA polymerase II transcription regulatory region sequence-specific DNA binding
Source: RefSeq, a predicted model, not a curated record
AUGGACAUCUUGGCUUGCAGAUCCGAAGAGAACAGUUACAAUAUCCUCCCUUCUGCGGCGACGAUGCUCUUCCAUGGCCUCCCUGGAGGCGACGUGCACGGUGUGGUGGAAGAAAUGGACCGGAGAGGAAAGAGCGAGUCAGCAGCCAUCAGCUCAGCCAUCGAUAUGGGGGAGUCAGAGACGUCCAUGCCGUGUCUGAGCAGCGAGCGCGUCGCUCUGUGCGCGGGCUGCGGCAGGAAGAUCUCGGACCGGUACUACCUGCUGGCCGUGGACAAACAGUGGCACAUGCGCUGCCUCAAGUGCUGCGAGUGUAAACUCAACCUGGAGUCUGAGCUCACCUGCUUCAGCAAGGACGGCAGCAUCUACUGCAAAGAGGACUACUACAGAAGAUUUUCGGUGCAGAGGUGCGCCCGGUGCCACCUGGGGAUCUCAGCCUCGGAGAUGGUGAUGCGAGCCCGGGACCUUGUCUACCACCUGAACUGUUUCACGUGCAGCACGUGCAGCAAGAUGCUGACCACCGGGGACCACUUCGGCAUGAAGGACAGUCUGGUGUACUGUCGGCUGCACUUUGAGACUCUCAUCCAGGGAGAAUAUCAGACUCACUUUAACCACGCAGACGUGGUGCCGCAUAAAGGCCUGGGCCCGGCCAACACGCUCGGACUAUCCUACUUCAACGGCGUGGGGACCGUGCAGAAGGGCCGGCCGAGGAAGAGGAAGAGCCCGGGGCCUGGAGCCGAGCUGGCGGCUUACAAUGCGGCUCUGAGCUGCAACGAGAACGACGGCGAGUCCAUGGACCGGGACUCUCAGUACAGCUCCAGUCAGAAGACGAAGCGCAUGCGGACGUCCUUCAAGCACCACCAGCUCAGGACCAUGAAGUCCUACUUCGCCAUCAACCACAACCCAGACGCCAAGGACCUCAAGCAGCUCGCCCAGAAGACCGGCCUCACCAAGCGGGUCCUACAGGUCUGGUUCCAGAACGCUCGGGCCAAGUUCAGGAGGAACUUGCUGCGACAGGAGAGCACAGGGGUGGACAAGGCAUCUGACGGCUCAACGCUGCAGGGCGGGACGCCGUCGGGCCCGGCUUCCGAGAUCUCCAACGCCUCCAUGAGCCCCUCCAGCACCCCCACCACACUGACAGACUUAACCAACCCUACCAUGCCCACCGUCACCUCCGUGCUUACCUCAGUGCCGGGCGGCAUAGAUGUACACGAGUGCCGGAGCCCAUCACAGACCACACUGACCAGCCUCUUCUGAUCCAUAACCCCCCCUUCCCCUCU